Messenger RNA from Lates calcarifer (barramundi perch), 2328 nucleotides. RefSeq names its product alanine aminotransferase 2-like. Bases 225 to 1700 code for a protein of 491 amino acids. Lineage: Eukaryota; Metazoa; Chordata; Actinopteri; Centropomidae. The transcript is spliced from 12 exons. Gene Ontology annotation, biological process: biosynthetic process. Gene Ontology annotation, molecular function: pyridoxal phosphate binding; L-alanine:2-oxoglutarate transaminase activity. The record is from RefSeq and is a predicted model, not a curated record.
GAAAUCUAACCAACCAUGAGCAGAAGCGAGCGAAGGCGUGGCGCCCGGGUGGGAAUAUGAAACACCGACGGACUAAACUGUCAGUUUGGAGCCCAGAGGAGCUGGAGGAGAAGUAAACACACGAGCAGAACAGACUCCUGCUCCGCUGUCCCCGCCGGAAAAACUGAUAUCAGUCCAGCGUGUGGCAUCGACGGAAAACAGCGUGCGCGUGACAUAACAGAAACAUGUCCCAACAGGCAGUGAACGGGGUCUCGCACCGGGGCAAGGUGCUGACUCUGGACAGCAUGAACCCCAAUGUGAAGCGGGUCGAGUACGCGGUUCGGGGCCCCAUAGUCCAACGAGCGGUGCAGAUCGAGAAGGAGCUGAAAGAGGGAGUCAAGAAGCCUUUCACAGAAGUCAUCAAGGCAAACAUAGGUGACGCCCACGCCAUGGGUCAGAAACCAAUCACAUUUCUCAGACAGGUCUUGGCUCUGUGCUCUUACCCUGAACUUCUGGAGGACAACAUGUUUCCAGAGGAUGCCAAGAAAAGAGCGCGGCGUAUUCUGGAGUCCUGUGGAGGCCAUAGCAUAGGGGCGUACAGCGCCAGCCAGGGGAUCGAGUGCAUCCGUCAGGAUGUGGCACGCUACAUAGAGAGGAGAGACGGUGGAAUCCCCUCCAGCCCCGACAACAUCUACCUCUCCACCGGGGCCAGUGAUGCCAUAGUGACCAUGCUGAAGUUGCUGGUGUGCGGCGAGGGUCGCAGCCGUACGGGAGUGAUGAUCUCCAUCCCCCAGUACCCUCUGUACUCGGCCGCCCUGGCCGACCUGGGAGCCGUGCAGAUCAGUUACUACCUGGAUGAGGACAAGUGUUGGAGUCUGGAUGUGGCAGAGCUCAGGAGAGCUCUCAACGCAGCCAGGCAGCACUGCAAUCCUCGCGUCCUCUGCAUCAUCAACCCCGGAAACCCCACAGGUCAGGUGCAGAGCAGGCAGUGCAUUGAAGAUGUGAUCCGAUUUGCUAAAGAGGAGCAUCUCUUCCUCAUGGCUGACGAAGUCUACCAGGACAAUGUGUAUGCAGAGGGCUGUAAAUUUCACUCCUUCAAGAAGGUGUUGUUUGAGAUGGGACCAGAGUACUCCAGCACAGUGGAGAUGGCCUCCUUCCACUCCACCUCCAAAUGCUACAUGGGAGAGUGUGGAUUCCGUGGAGGCUACAUGGAGGUGAUUAACAUGGAUCCUGAGGUGAAGGCCCAACUCACCAAACUGGUGUCGGUGCGUCUGUGUCCCCCCGUUCCCGGACAGGCUCUCCUGGACCUGGUGGUCAACCCACCACAGCCCGAUGAACCCUCCUACACCACAUUUAUGAAGGAGCGGACAGCAGUGUUGGCAGCUCUGGCAGAGAAGGCCAGGCUAACAGAAGAGACCUUCAACACAGUACCUGGUAUCACAUGUAACCCGGUCCAGGGGGCCAUGUACACCUUCCCCCGCAUCACUCUACCUCAAAAGGCCAUCGACAAGGCCAAGGAGGAAGGCCAGGUCCCAGACAUGUACUACUGUAUGAGGCUGCUGGAGGAGGAAGGGAUCUGUCUGGUGCCAGGUAGCGGCUUUGGGCAGAGAGAAGGAACCUUCCACUUCAGGAUGACCAUCUUGCCACCCACAGAGAAGCUGAAGGUUGUGCUGCAGAAGAUCCGCGAGUUCCACCUGCGGUUCACGCAAGAGUUCUCGUAACGAUCCUCCACCCUGAACUGCAUCUCAAGAACCAACUCGUUCAGUGCCAGUAUCUUCAAGUGCCUUUGUGUGAAUGAGGCAGCAAGUCUUCAACAUCAACUCCCGCAAUACCCACGUCUCACCUCAAAGCGGUGUUAACACUAGACCAGAUUUGUAAAGAUAUUUUGGAGGAAGUUUGAACAUUUCCUUUAGAUAGUGAAAAGAGAUUUCCUGCUCAUAUGUACAUACAAACAUAUGAAGAUGUAAUGAUGUUCAGUACAUGAUGCACUUUCCCAAAGUAUUACCCGGCCAGGUUUGUAAUGUUCAGAAGGUGUUUUAGAUGUUAUUAUCUAUAAAGUUAUUCUAUAGAGUUAAGAUUUUUCCAAUGUCCUUGUCACAGAUGCUGCUGCAGGUGCAUCUCUCUGCUGCCAAGACUUUUACAGCCGAAAUAGUUAGUAUUAAUUUACUAACAUGUUAAGUGAUUACUUGAUUAACCUGACUGGCUGUAGAGGAUGCACCAUAUUGAGAAUGACCGAGUACUGCCAGGGCAAUCCUUGUGUUUUAAAACCAGUCUCAGAAUGUAGCCAUUUGUAUUACUAAUUGUUUAAAUUGUUCUUAAACAUGAUUAAACACUUGAAUUUCUACAACA